This is a messenger RNA of Oncorhynchus tshawytscha (Chinook salmon), 1797 nucleotides long. Its product is annotated as zinc finger protein OZF-like. Bases 1 to 1311 code for a protein of 436 amino acids. The record is from RefSeq and is a predicted model, not a curated record. Lineage: Eukaryota; Metazoa; Chordata; Actinopteri; Salmoniformes; Salmonidae. The transcript has 3 exons.
AUGAGCUCCCUAAACUACUCCCCUCCUGUUGAAGAAGAGGAGAAGAAGAGAAAGACGUUCAGAGUGAAAGAGAGGGAUGUUACAGUAAAAAAAGAGGAGGAUACAGUUUUUGGAGUGAAAGAGGAGGAGGGGGAGAAGACUGUCACAUUGGAGGAGGAGAUAGGAGAUCUGACUAACACCAGAGAGAGAUGUGACUAUCGUGGAUCCUCUGGGGAGCCUCAACAACAUCAUGAUGCUGAUGAGGCAGAGGAGAGUCUCUCUACAUCAGAACACCUCAAGAAACACCAGUGGAGACCCACAGGAAAGAAAUCUCACUGCUGCUCUGACUGUGGGAAACGUUGCAAAUAUUCAUCAGACCUUAAAAUACACCAGCGAGUACACACAGGAGAGAAAUCUCACCACUGUUCAGAUUGUGGGAAAAGCUUUUCAACAUCACAGAAUUUGAAGCUGCACCAGAGAACACACACAGGAGAGAAAUCAUUUAGUUGUAAUCAAUGUGGGAAGAGUUACUUAAGGUUAAAAUCACUAAAAGUACAUAUGAGAAUUCACACUGGAGAGAAACCUUACCGCUGUGAUCAAUGUGGAAAGAGUUUUGUUCAAUCUAGCGAUCUGACAGUACACCAGAGAACACACACAGGAGAGAAACCUUUUAGCUGUGAUCAAUGUGGGAAGACUUUUAUUGCAUCUAGCAAUCUGACUAUACACCAGCGGACACACACAGGGGAGAAGCCUUAUAGCUGUAAUCAAUGUGGGAAGAGUUUUAUUACAUCUAGCCAGCUGACUUCACACCAGCGUGUACACACAGGAGAGAAACUUUACCACUGUUCAAAUUGUGGGAAAAGCUUCUCAACAUCGCAGACUUUGAAGCUGCACCAGAAAACACACACAGGAGAGAAACCUUACAGCUGUGAUCAGUGUGGGAAGAGUUUUAUCACAUCUGGCAAUCUGACUAUACACGAGCGGACACACACAGGAGAGAAACCUUAUAGCUGUAAUCAAUGUGGGAAGAGUUUUAAUACAUCUAGUCAUCUGACUACACACCAGAGAGUACACACAGGAGACAAACCAUAUAGCUGUGAUGAAUGUGAGAAGAGUUAUACUGCAUCUAGCCAUCUGACCAGACACCAGCGAGUACACACAGGAGAGAAACCUUAUAGCUGUGAUCAAUGUGGGAAGAGUUUUACUGCAUCUAGUGAUCUGACUGUACACCAGAGAACACACACAGGAGAGAAACCUUACAGCUGUGAACAGUGUGAAAAGAGAUACUCUCGUAAAAGAUCUCUGAUCAAACAUCAGAAAAUACAUACAUGAAGGAGAUAUUUCAUGAUAUCAAUGAAAUAACAAUGUAGAAUGUUUUUAACAUUGUAGUAGAAGUAUUUUAAGGAAUUUCACACUGUAGAACCCUAAACGUUUGCCCCAUUCAAUUGAUUUCAGCAUGAUAUGUAUAUUAGCUUUGGGAAAAAUCCUGGCUCUGAAUUGAAAGAGUGAUUUAAUAAAAAGCGACUAACACAAAAAGAGCUGUGUUACACUUACCAUGUUGGUGACCCACUUGAAUCAAAAUGUAACACUUCAAAAUGUAGCUAGCUGCUUUCUGCAAAUUGUCCUCUAACCAGGGAUGUACACAUCAUUCCCAGAUUCCGUGUGGUUUUUGAGCUGUUAGUUUUAACAGGACGUGCAACCUCAUCUCCCUCCUCUCGCACAAUGGAUUUCAACACGAUAUCGAUGAAUGAUGACAAAUAAGUGUUGUGUACCUUUGUUUAGAGACGCCUAAAUGUAAAUGCAUCACUCCCAAAUUUA